Uncinocarpus reesii 1704 is the source of this 1641-nucleotide messenger RNA. Its product is annotated as molybdenum cofactor biosynthesis protein 1 A. The coding region runs from base 1 to 1641 and encodes 546 amino acids. Gene Ontology annotation, molecular function: 4 iron, 4 sulfur cluster binding; GTP 3',8'-cyclase activity; cyclic pyranopterin monophosphate synthase activity. Gene Ontology annotation, biological process: Mo-molybdopterin cofactor biosynthetic process. The record is from RefSeq and is a predicted model, not a curated record. Lineage: Eukaryota; Fungi; Ascomycota; Eurotiomycetes; Onygenales; Onygenaceae. The transcript is spliced from 4 exons.
AUGCACUAUCUAAAUGCAUCCCGACGGCUCGUGCGGGGUGGCCGUCGCCGCUGGCCGUCCAUAGCACAGAAUCCGCCACGGCGAAAUCAAAGCUGUGCUGCGACUUGUAACAGCGUUGAACCGGCCUCUUCCCCUUCUCCAUAUACGCCGCCACCUACAUCUCCUGUUUCACUAAAGUCUUCCCGCAAGGAGACGCUCAAGCAGGCAAAGCCCUUCUCCGCAUUCCUCACAGACACAUUCAACCGCCAACAUGACUACCUGCGCAUCAGCAUCACAGAGCGCUGCAACCUACGAUGUCUAUACUGCAUGCCCGAAGAGGGCGUCCCGCUCUCGCCGCCAGCGCAUAUCCUUACAACCCCCGAAAUCGUAUACCUCUCAACCCUGUUCGUAUCACAAGACCCUUUCCAAUUCCAACUCAUGACACGUCGAAAGGGCCUGGAUGCGGUGAUGAAGAGUAUUGAUCGGAUUCUGGAAAUGAACAGGCGUGGUGCUGGGAUUAAGCUGAAAAUCAACUGUGUGGUCAUGCGCGGCCUGAACGAUAGGGAGAUCCUGCCCUUUGUGGAGCUGGGCCGCGAUCAGCCGAUCGAGGUGCGAUUCAUUGAAUAUAUGCCGUUUGAUGGGAACAAAUGGAGCCAGGGCAAGAUGUUCCCAUAUAAAGAAAUGCUCAGCGUCAUCCGGGAAAAGUACCCAAAUCUGAAGAAAGUCACGGACCACAAGAAUGAUACCAGCAAGACGUAUCAGGUUCCUGGGUUUGCGGGACGGGUUGGCUUUAUCACGAGCAUGACGCACAACUUUUGCGGGACCUGCAACCGUCUUCGCAUUACAAGUGAUGGGAACUUGAAAGUUUGCCUCUUUGGAAACGCCGAAGUGUCACUUCGGGAUAUGAUUAGAAAGGGAAACGACGGGCAGCCGAUUGAUGCCCAAGCUUUCGAAUCUCUCGGCCUAUUAGAAUCCGCUCGACAAUCAGCCCAAGCAGAACAGAUGGGACAUGCUGUGAAUGAGCGGGAACAGCAACUGCUGGAUAUUAUCGGCGCAGCAGUGAAGCGGAAAAAGGCAAAACAUGCAGGCAUGGGAGAGCUGAAGAAUAUGAAGAAUCGGCCCAUGAUAUUGAUUGAUGAGCGCCAAUCCAUACAUCCUUCCGCUACAUUUGGCAUGCGCCCCGGCAUAAAUAUGCACAGCAACUCGUUACGGCUGUCAAAACCCUGGGCUAACAUCCCAACCCACAUUCUCCCAUGGACCUCUCCAUCAGUAUGCCGCACGUACUCCACAAAGCGACCAAAGCACUCUCCUACCUCCUCCUCUGGGUCUGAUCAGCCCACCAAGGCUCCUAUCUCAGACCUGCCUAUAGCUUCACAUCCUGUCCUGCCGCACCUAACCCGCGAGGAGAAUGUGCACAUGACAUCCAUCUCUCACAAGCCAGAAACAAACCGCCUCGCCACCGCAGUUUGCAGAAUAACUUUCUCCAACGCGACACCGCGAAGGUUAUACGAAGAAAGGCGACGUGCUUUCCGUCGCGCGUAUAGCGGGCAUCAUGGCGGCGAAGAGGACGGCAGAUAUCGUUCCGUUGGCCCACCCAGGUUUGGGAAUCACGGGGAUAGAAGUCGAUGUUCGUGCCUGUCCGCCAUCGGAGUUGGGCGCUGA